Heterobilharzia americana is the source of this 2768-nucleotide messenger RNA. Lineage: Eukaryota; Metazoa; Platyhelminthes; Trematoda; Strigeidida; Schistosomatidae. The record is from the annotation of a GenBank genome assembly.
AUAAAAGAAUAUUAUGAACCAGUAAACCACGAAGAUGUCCCACAAACAAGAACAUAUUCAACCCUCUGGAUUUAUCAGUAAUUUCAGCAUACAGUCUAUGCUAAAUCUAUCAGAUGAACAAGAUCCUUCGACUGCUAAAUGCUCUACAAAUACUGAUAAUGGUGGCAUCAAAAAGAAUUUGAAAAAAGAUUUGUUAUACUUUGAUUCUUUCGAUUCUUCUGAAGUCAUUUCAACAGUGCACACUAGUCAACCGUCUUGGCGACAAAAACAGUUCAGCAAUAAGGAACAAGAGUUUGAAAGAAAUACUAGUCUUCAUAAUCCAUUAAGUUAUCGUCACCAUAACCCAAGUCAUCAUCUUCAUCAAGUAUCAUCUAAUUCUGUAUGGGAUAAUUCCUUCUGUUCACGUCAGAAUACAGUGGUAUUAAAUUCUUCAAAACAUUCAAACAAUUCCAAAAGCCUAUUACCCAGCUUAUCGACUACAGCACUACUUGAUGAUAAUAUUAAUCAUUCAUCAAUCAUGACAAAUAUGACUCUACCCGAAGAUACUUCAAAUUACCAUUCAACAAGCGAUUCUCAGUCUGUAAGUCCCUUAACUCCACAAUCAUUAUGUCAUUCAUUAUCUGAACCAAUAUUGUCAAAUAAUGCGUUAACUAGUUCACCGAUACAUAUGAAACGCAAGGUUAUUGAUAAAAUUAACAGUAAGAUUGAUAACAGUAUGAAUAAUGAUAAAGAACACUUUGAAAAUAAUGGCAAUAAAAGGCGAUGUUUCGAAAGAUGCAGUGAAAAAGAUGUUUUUGGUGCAGCAGCAGAAGAAGAAGAAGACAGCGAAGAGGAACCUAUAGAGAAUGAGGAGGAGAAUAAAAGCCAAGAAGAUGAAGGGAAUAAAAGUAGUGUUGACGGACAAGAUUCAAAGUCGACUAAAGUAAAAGAAAGUUCAGAGUCAGAUAAACCUCCAUUCAGUUAUAAUGCACUAAUUAUGAUGGCUAUCAGGAGUAGUUCAGAGAAACGUUUGACAUUAAAUGGUAUAUAUGAUUUCAUUACUACAAAUUUCCCUUAUUAUAAGAAUAAUAAACAAGGCUGGCAAAAUUCUAUUCGACAUAAUUUAUCAUUGAACAAAUGUUUUGUUAAAGUACCACGUGCAUAUGAUGAUCCAGGUAAAGGUAAUUAUUGGAUGCUUGAUCCAUCAUGUGAGGAUGUAUAUAUUGGUGGAACAACAGGAAAAUUAAGACGUCGAACAAAUUCACUACAACGUAGUCGAUUAUUUAAUUUACGUUUAGCAAGUUAUUAUGCAUCAUUAGCAAGAAAUUAUACUAUUCCACACAAUGGUGAAUGUCUUUUAUCAAAUUCAUUUCCAAUCUUCAAUCAUCCUCAUCAUCAUCCUACAAUAAUUCCUAAAUCACAGUUCAUUUCCAACACUAAUAAUGAUAACACUAUGAAUUCACUACAUUCUCCAGUAAAUUGUACACCACCAUUUCUAGAUUUUUUCAAUCGUAUUCCCAUAGAACAUGUAUCGUCUUCAGUAUCACCUUUCUUAAAUCCUUUUAUGCAUUCCCCAUAUGAAAAUUCACUUUUCAACAGAUCUUAUGUACCAAACAACUAUGAAGAAAUAUCAGAUGAUUUAAAUAGGCAUAAGUUGAAUAUUCAUAAAUAUAAUCCAACUUUAGAUCAUUUAUAUCCUCCAAUAUCUUCAUCGAUGAUAUCAUCAUCAUAUUCAGCAUCAACACCAUCAUUUUAUUCUUCAUCAAAUGGAAUACCUUCAAGCUUAAUAUCACAUCAUGAGUUUGAAAAUAAAUUUUCAGAAAAACAAUGGCUUUCAGGAAAUCUUGGAUUAGAUUGUACGAAUUCUAGAAUAUGUAACCAAUCAAAAUCUCAAUCUGACUGUUUCUCACUAAAUAAACAAUCAUUACAUACAUCUCCAAUGAAGAAAUAUAUUCAUUCAGAUGAUUCAAUCAUAAAAAUGAUGAUGACAACCAGUACUGGACAAAAGCAAGUUCAUAGAAAUUCUGAAAAAAAAUUUCAAGAAUCUAUGGAUUUAUUACUAGGUGUAUAUGGUUCACUUUUUAAUACAAAUAUUACUAUGAAUAAAGACCUUAGUAAUCAAAAUAAUAAAGAGAUUGAAUUGAAUUAUGAUAAACUUGUAACUGGAAGAAAAACCUGAAUCACAUGAAUAUGAUUCUAUAUUGAAGAGUUUAUGCUGUCCAAUUAGAAAUAUUAUCAUCUUUAAGGUUUAUAUAACUUAUUACUUUUCUCUUGGAAUCAUAUUUUCUUUUGAAAGCAUUGAUAAAACACUGAAAUUCAUAUUCAUUACAUUAUCUACUACUUACUACUAUAAAGAUUAUUAGUAGUAAAUUCAACUACUCUAAUUAUUGAAUUGAUUAAAAAUCGUAAUCUUAACAGUAAGUAAAACAAAAUUUUGUCAUUUUAUUAUAUUAUUUAUUGUUUCUAUUUUCUUUUCUCUCGCUAUCUCUUCUUCUUCUCUUCAAGUCAUUCAUCAAACAUGUAAAUUUUACUCAGUAUUGAAUGAACAAGUAGCGUUUUUUUUCCAGAGUUUCUUUUUAUCAAAUAUUUCCUUAUUCCUAAAAAACUAUUACAAAACAAACUGAAAGAUGAGUUUCUUUUCAUUUUACUUCACUUAAUAUUAUUAAAUAUUAUACAGUGUAAAUAGUAAAUUUAGGUUUCAUUUGAAUAAAAACAAGUUUAUGAUGUUUAUAUGAUUGAUAGUAAUUUGUUCUCCGUCGUUGUAAAGUUUGAUAAUAUGCUAUAAUUAU